Melanaphis sacchari is the source of this 1101-nucleotide messenger RNA. Its product is annotated as cathepsin B-like. The coding region runs from base 23 to 1000 and encodes 325 amino acids. NCBI's taxonomy places the organism in Eukaryota, Metazoa, Arthropoda, Insecta, Hemiptera, Aphididae. Gene Ontology annotation, molecular function: cysteine-type endopeptidase activity. The record is from RefSeq and is a predicted model, not a curated record. The transcript is spliced from 5 exons. Gene Ontology annotation, cellular component: lysosome.
AGAACAAUUAUUUAUCAAUACUAUGAAGUACGUUUUAAAAUCACAACAAAAAACGCAUUCUCGUUUUAAUUCCAUUCGUAAUAAGAUGUCUGUUGUAAACGUUUUCAUUUUACUACUGUGUAUAAUCGUUCUCAGCGAACGGUGUGCAUCUUUAAACGACAAAAACAAUUUCUUAAACAAUGUAAAUGCACCAGCUGGUGCCAUGAAGACUCGUUCUGAGAAAAAUGAUUUUUGGAAUCCACUGAACCUGCCGAAAAAGUUCGACUCUAGAGCAAAAUGGUACAAAUGUCCGUCUAUUGGUCAUAUUUACGAUCAGGGUAACUGCAAGUCAAGCUACGCUAUUUCCGUGGCGUCAGCCGUAAGCGACCGAAUUUGUAUCCAUUCAAAUGGAACGAUAAAACCAAAACUGUCAGCACAGCAAAUAUUGUCCUGCUGCUACCUGUGUGGAAAUGGCUGCAUGGGGGGCAACCAUUUCGAGUCUUGGGACUUCUAUAGAAGACACGGAUUGGUAUCCGGAGGUGAAUAUGGUUCGGACGAGGGAUGUCAACCAUACACGAUUGAACCAUGUCAACAUGCGGAAAACGCAGUUGAUAACGCAUGCUCGAAUAAAACAUUUUUCACUCCAGAGUGCAAUUUCCAAUGUUAUAAUCCUAGUUAUGAGACGAAGUACGUGAAAGACAAUCAUCAAGGAAAGUAUUAUCGUGUCCCAGCAUACAAAGCGAUGAAAGAAAUUUACGAAAACGGUCCGAUAACGGCGUCAUUUUAUAUGUACCAAGACUUUGUCAACUAUCAAUCAGGUGUAUACGCAUAUAACUCUGGAAAAUACGUUACCACUCAAGCGGUUAAAAUCAUAGGCUGGGGAGAAGAAAACGGCACGCCAUACUGGUUGGCAGCCAAUUCGUUCAAUACAUACUGGGGCGAAAAUGGGUUCGUCAAAAUUAAACGAGGUGCCAACGAAUGUUACAUAGAAGAAUAUAUGUACGCCGGAUUACCGUUAUGAAUUGUCAUAAUAUACAAUUUGAUUGACCGGAUAAGAUCUUUUAAUCUUUAUCUGACAUUUUUUUCUUCUCUUCUGUAUCAAAAAAUUACAUGGUUACUUAA